GCAAACAUCCGGUUAUUCAGAAAAUGGAAAUAAGAUUGCAACAAUGUUUUGACACGCAGUUUUGAAGCACGGAUUCUUGCUUAACUAUGGAGGCAGGCAGCCUUGUCUCAUACCGAGAGGACAUUUCUACGCUGUUCCCCGAGCACACGCCGGGUGCGAAAUAUAAAGAUUUAAGCAGCCAGUUCCACACCGUCAGACAAGUGCGCGGAGAUGGAAACUGCUUCUACAGAGCCCUCUUCUUCUCAUACUUGGAGUCAGUCUUACACAAUCCCAGGGCUCUGCAGAGAUUUAGGGAGAAAAUCCUUCAAACGUGUGAAGACUUCUCUACUGCGGGAUUUGAUGAGAGUUCCUUCAAGCACCACCUGAAUACAGUUGUUACUGUUCUGGAGCAGUGUCAGGCUGAUGAGCAGGAAGACACGCUGCUCAGGCUCUUCAAUGAGCAGAGGACAUCUGACAGUGUGGUGCAAUAUCUCAGGCUGCUCACCUCAGCACACCUUCAAAACCAGGCAGAGUUCUUCUGCCACUUUGUGGAGGCGCCCAAUCUACUAGUCUACUGUCAUCAGGAAGUGGAGGCCAUGGCGAUGGAGUGCGAUCAUGUGGAUAUCUUAGCUCUGUCACAGGCUCUGGAUAUUUGCAUCCACAUCGUCUCCAUGGAAGGGGAUGAGCAGCAGCUGGCUCACCACGUCAUUCCAGAGGGUGCCGAACCCUCCCUGCACCUCCUCUACCAGACGUCACAUUAUAACAUUCUCUACCCGCGACUUCAACACUGACCAGAGAUCCACCAGGACUCAGCUUAACUCAGGAAUAUUGACUUUGGUUCAAUAAAAUCCCAACUGGGCUUAAGGACA
Messenger RNA from Trematomus bernacchii (emerald rockcod), 848 nucleotides. RefSeq names its product ubiquitin thioesterase OTUB2-like. The record is from RefSeq and is a predicted model, not a curated record. Gene Ontology annotation, cellular component: nucleus. Gene Ontology annotation, molecular function: ubiquitin binding; cysteine-type deubiquitinase activity. Gene Ontology annotation, biological process: negative regulation of double-strand break repair; protein K48-linked deubiquitination. The transcript has 6 exons. Lineage: Eukaryota; Metazoa; Chordata; Actinopteri; Perciformes; Nototheniidae. The coding region runs from base 87 to 770 and encodes 227 amino acids.